AUGCGGCGAUUAAGAAGAUGCUUGCAACAUUGGAUGAUCCGUUCACUCGGUUAUUGGAACCUGAGAAAUUCAAGAGUUUGCGGUAAGUCUGGCACGCAAGGUGCCCUCACGGGUGUAGGUUUAUCCAUCGGCUACCCGUUGGCCCUUAAAGGAUCACCUGCAGGGCUCUCCGUAAUGUCAGCAGCCCCAGGGGGUCCUGCAGAAAAGGCGGGCAUCGUGUCCGGAGACGUUAUUUUGGCAAUUGACGACACAAGCGCACAAGACAUGGACAUAUAUGACGCAGCAGAUCGCUUGCAGGGUCCCGAAGGAAGCUCAAUAGAUUUGACUAUCCUCAGUGGAGCUGAUACCAGACAUGUUGUUUUGAAGAGAGAAAGAUAUACUUUAAACCCGGUGAGGUCAAGGAUGUGUGAGAUUCCAGGUUCAGAGGACAGCUCAAAGAUCGGUUACAUCAAACUAACGACAUUUAACCAAAAUGCUGCAGGAUCCGUUAAGGAAGCCAUUAAAAAAUUAAGGGAGAACAAUGUAAAGGCCUUUGUGUUGGAUCUGCGGAAUAACAGCGGUGGCCUUUUUCCUGAAGGGAUUGAGAUUGCGAAGAUUUGGAUGGACAAGGGUGUCAUUGUGUAUAUAUGUGAUAGCCGUGGUGUCCGUGACAUUUAUGAGGCAGAUGGAGCUAGCACGAUUGCUGCAUCAGAACCUUUAGUUGUCCUGGUAAACAAAGGAACUGCAAGCGCAAGUGAGAUCCUUGCGGGAGCACUGAAAGACAACAAGAGGGCAGUGGUGUAUGGGGAACCAACAUAUGGAAAAGGCAAGAUCCAGUCGGUGUUUGCGCUGUCCGAUGGAUCAGGGUUGGCCGUGACGGUGGCGCGCUACGAAACCCCUGCGCAUACUGACAUAGAUAAGGUCGGUGUGACUCCGGACCGUCCAUUGCCGGCAUCGUUCCCGACCGACGAAGAUGGCUUCUGCAGCUGCCUCAGGGACCCAGCUUCUUGCAACCUUAACGCCGCCCGGCUGUUUGCGAGAUCGUGA
Messenger RNA from Triticum turgidum subsp. durum (durum wheat), 1026 nucleotides. NCBI's taxonomy places the organism in Eukaryota, Viridiplantae, Streptophyta, Magnoliopsida, Poales, Poaceae. The record is from the annotation of a GenBank genome assembly.